GCAGAUGGCUGCCCCGGCGAGUGGUAAACAGAGACGUCAGGCGGGGGCUGCAGCUCGGAGCAAAACAAAAGGGAAACCCGGGGGGCGGGGGGAGGGGGGGUUGGUAGGGGAAUCGGUUCUGGAAUCAGAGAGGCUGGGGCCAAGGGGACGUAGACCCUCUUAAGAGUGGAGGGAAGGGGAGAGGCGGAGGAGGGGGAGUCAGGGGAGGGGCAAGUGACGCGGGGGAGCGGGGCGUGGGGGAGGGCAGUGAUCAGGGUGGAGAAAAUUUGGGAGGAGUGUCCGGGGGGCAGCAACUUAAAAGGGGGUGGGAACUGCAGCUAAGGAGACGUUCGCUGAUGGGAUCGCGAUGUAUGAGGGGCUACGGUGCCUCGGGUUUAAAAGAGCAGGAAGCGGAGUGAGAGGUUGGAGAAAAAGUCUUCGCUAGGCGGAGAUUACAGGUGGUGUCUCGGGACGAGCUCUGGGGCUGCAGGCUGUAGUCGCGAAGAGAAGCAGAGAGUUGUGUGGAAGGGACAGCUUGGGGGGCUAGGGUCCGGGGGCGAGGGGGAAGUUCGAGACUUUUUGAGGACUGGCAGGAAUGUGCCACCUGGCCCUGGGUGCUUCCCCCCUGGGGGGAGGCAUCGUGAGGGACUGUGGCAGGCUGCUCUGAACGCUGAGCCACAGCGGUCCAGUUCCACGUAUGGAUCCAGGGAAUGAGAAUUCAGCCACAGGGGCUGCCGUGAUCAUAGACCUCGACCCCGACUUCGAACCCCAGAGCCGUCCCCGCUCCUGCACCUGGCCCCUUCCCCGACCAGAGCUUGCUACCCAGCCGCCCGAGCCGCCCGAGGUGGAGCCAGGUCUGGGAGAGAAGGUACAGACGGAGGGGCGCUCAGAGCCAAUCCUGUUGCCCUCCCGGCUCCCAGAGCCGGCAGGGGGCCCCCAGUCCGGGAUCCUGGGGGCUGUAACAGGUCCUCGGAAGGGAGGCUCCCGCCGGAAUGCCUGGGGAAAUCAGUCAUAUGCAGAGCUCAUCAGCCAGGCCAUUGAAAGCGCCCCGGAGAAGCGACUGACGCUCGCCCAGAUCUAUGAGUGGAUGGUCCGCACGGUGCCCUACUUCAAGGACAAGGGUGACAGCAACAGCUCAGCAGGAUGGAAGAACUCCAUCCGCCACAACCUGUCCCUGCACAGCAAGUUCAUCAAGGUUCACAACGAGGCGACUGGCAAGAGCUCUUGGUGGAUGCUGAACCCCGACGGGGGCAAGAGCGGGAAGGCGCCCCGCCGCCGGGCAGCCUCCAUGGAUAGCAGCAGCAAGCUGCUCCGGGGCCGCAGCAAGGCGCCCAAGAAGAAGCCAGCGGUGCUGCCAGCUCCGCCCGAGGGUGCCACUUCCACGAGCCCUGUUGGCCACUUUGCCAAGUGGUCGGGCAGCCCUCCUUGCUCUCGCAACCGCGAGGAAGCCGAUGUGUGGACCACCUUCCGUCCACGAAGCAGUUCCAACGCCAGCACCGUCAGCACCCGGCUGUCCCCGCUGAGGCCCGAGCCCGAGGUGCUGGCAGCCGAGGAAAUGCCAGGCGCGGUCAGCAGCUAUGCAGGGGGUGUCCCUCCCACCCUGAAGGAAGAUCUAGAGCUGUUAGAUGGGCUCAAUAUAACAUCGCCCCAUUCUCUGCUCCCUCGGAGCAGUCUCUCUGGCUUCUCUCUGCAGCAUGCCGGGGUCGCAGGUCCUUUACAUGCCUAUGGCACCUCCCUGUUCAGCCCAGCAGAGGGGCCCCUGUCAGCAGGAGACGGGUGCUUCUCAAGCUCCCAGUCUCUGGAGGCCCUGCUCACCUCCGAUACACCACCACCCCCUGCUGAUGUCCUCAUGACCCCGGUAGAUCCCAUCCUGUCCCAGGCUCCCACACUCCUGUUGUUGGGGGGCAUACCUUCCUCCAGCAAGGUAGCCACAGGAGUUGGCCUGUGUCCCAAGCCCUCAGAGGCCCCAGGCCCCAGCGGUCUGGUUCCCCCGCUUCCGAUGAUAGCGCCGCCUCCAGUCAUGGCUGGUGCUCCCGUCCCCAAAGCCCUGGGGAGUCCUGUGGUCACACCCUCUACUGAAGCUACAAGCCAACCCAGAAUGCCUCAAGAUCUCGACCUUGACAUGUAUCUGGAGAACCUGGAGUGCGACAUGGAUAACAUCAUCAGUGACCUCAUGGAUGGGGACGAGGGACUGGACUUCAACUUUGAGCCAGAUCCCUGAGCCGAGGCUGGAAGCUUUGUCCCCUGCGUCAGAGGGGGAGCCCGGGGCGCCCAUAUCCACUUUGUACCCUUGGCCCCACCUGGGGAAUUUAGGACCCCGCUUUAGAGCUAGGGUGGGGUCUACUCACGCAGGUGUUGAGGAAAUUAUCCAGAUAAAGCUGCCCCAUAUGGGAAAUAUGAGGGGAGGGAAGGGGUGGGGGAAAGGGAAGGGGUUUAUUCUCACUGUGCCAUUUAGGGAGUAAGGCGCCCUCUUGGGAGCCAUCCUCGGCUCCCCCUGUUCCCACCCCCUAUGUUUUGUAGCAGGGGUGGGCAAUGCUGUCGAAAAUGUGAAGUCACCAGUGGCCUUACCCCUGCCUUUGGGAGCAGGACUUUUUUUAGCGUCUUAUCUGAGCUGGUCCAGGCUAGAUCGAGCCUGGGGUUUUUAUGCAGUGGCCUCUUCGGCCAUGGGGGGGGGAGGGUGGUGGGGACCUGAAAGGGCCAACGUCUGAGCACUGGGGUGGCUUGCCAGGCCAUAUGACCCUUGGAAGACUGCAGACAACAGAAAGGCUUUAUAUAAACUUUUCAUGAUCUAUAAACACAAAUAUAGAGAUUUUUAACAGUGGCAAGGUGCUAGUGAUGGAGAGAAGGCUUUUUUUUUCUUUCUGAAGGCUUUGUCAUAAUGACAUGUUGCAAACACUACAGACACGACUUGGGGGAAACGUGGGGGGGGCUCAGGCAGGAGAGCAGCUGUUCUGAGUUGGGGGGGGCACGUCCACACAGCCAGGCCCUACAUUCUGCCACCUUGUGCCUAGGAGCGUGCGGUGUUGGGAUGUAGCCACACUCUCCCGUGACCCGCUGUGGGCUAGCGCUCCGGUGGGGGAGAGCACACUGAAGGCCUGGAAUUAGUUUGUGGCCUGGGAAGGGGGUGGGAGGGGGAUGAGAAGGAGGGAAGGAUUUAGGGUGGUAAAGUUAGGCACAGAGACCUCCCUGUUCAAGGCCCCUGACAGCUGUCCCUGCCCUUCUUCCCCUUGCCUGACUACAGGGGUUAUGUGGAAGUGUGUGUGGUAGCAGGCAGGGGGAGGGGCAGAACAGGGAAGGGGGAGCUGGGGAGCUUGGCUGAGGGUCUGGGAAAUGAGCGGGGAUGGAGGGGAAUGUGGAUCAGGUUUACUAGCACCUGCCAGGGAGGCCAUCUGGGGCUCUUCCACCCCAGCCCCCAAAGCAGCCCCUCCCCCAGCCCCUUUGCAUUGUCCCCUCCCCCACCCCUGCUGUGGGUUCCCAUCAUUUCCUGUGUCAGCGCCUGGCCUACCCCGAUUGUAUCAUGUGCUAGAUUGGAGUGGGGAAGUGUGUCAAAUCAAUAAAUGAAUAAAUUCAAUAAAUGACUAUAACCAGC
Molossus molossus (Pallas's mastiff bat) is the source of this 3568-nucleotide messenger RNA. It is a transcript of the gene FOXO4, whose product is annotated as forkhead box O4. The transcript has 3 exons. Gene Ontology annotation, cellular component: nucleus. The record is from RefSeq and is a predicted model, not a curated record. NCBI's taxonomy places the organism in Eukaryota, Metazoa, Chordata, Mammalia, Chiroptera, Molossidae. Gene Ontology annotation, molecular function: DNA-binding transcription factor activity, RNA polymerase II-specific; RNA polymerase II cis-regulatory region sequence-specific DNA binding. Gene Ontology annotation, biological process: regulation of transcription by RNA polymerase II. The coding region runs from base 677 to 2200 and encodes 507 amino acids.